This is a messenger RNA of Trypanosoma theileri, 963 nucleotides long. RefSeq lists its product as uncharacterized. Lineage: Eukaryota; Euglenozoa; Kinetoplastea; Trypanosomatida; Trypanosomatidae. The annotation marks the transcript as partial. The transcript has a single exon. The record is from RefSeq and is a predicted model, not a curated record.
AUGGUGCGCCGUUUAUUGUUUUUUCUCGCUUUGCUGUUGUGUGUUGAGUGUCUCUGUGUGGCAGCUGCAGAGGCUCAACCUGAACCUGAGAGUGUUUCCACUUGCCAAGACGGUGAAGGUAGUGGUAGUUGUGCUGCUGCUGGUGCUGCUCGACCUCCUCCACCACCUCCACCACCUCCACCUGCUGGUGUUAAAGCUUGUCCUCCAGACGAGAAUGGUCCUCCGUGUACUCCUGGCGGUGCUGGAUCUGACGCUGCUAAUGCUGAGUGUGUGAAACCUUCUGGGGAGGAUAGUUGCCCUACCGAUGAUGGUGACGCUCAAGAGAAUUGCGCUUCUGGUGGGUCUGGUUGUAAAAACCAAACACAAGAAGAGAAUCAUGCUAAACAAAAUGAAAAUCAUGGAAAUAAUGCUGGCGGUCGUCAAGGUCCCGAUAGUGAAGUUCAUCUUGAAAGUGACCGCGGUUCUGUUUCUGAUCCACAGCGUGGCGAUGGUGCUGAAGCACCUGCUGUUGUUACUCCUGCUGAAAAAGAGAUUCCGGAAACUCGUGAAACUCAAAGUGUAAACGGUUCACAAGAUGCUGGUUCUUCUCCCGCUGCGGGUACUGGCGGUGCUCCUGCCGCUGACGGUCAAACUGAAAGCAAUGUGGUCAGUUCAACCGAAGAAGGUGGAUCUAAACAGGGAGAUGAAACAUCACAAACUUCUCCUUCUUCCAACAAUUCGGCUACAGGGAGUGAUGUUGGUUCUGAUACUGCAACACCUGAGAAUGGCACUACACCUGCAGAGAGUGAAUCAUCAAAUAAACAUGAAGUUGCGGGAAAUGCAGACACAGAUACCACCUCAACAACAACAACAACACUUCCUCCUGAGAGUGCAAACAACAAGAAGGGUGAUGCAGACAGCAGCAGCAGUAUCAGCAGUUCUGUGUGGGUGCGUGUACCACUACUGAUUGUGGUUACACUGGCC